Molecule: messenger RNA, 4169 nt
Organism: Hipposideros armiger (great roundleaf bat)
Lineage: Eukaryota; Metazoa; Chordata; Mammalia; Chiroptera; Hipposideridae
Product: protocadherin beta-14-like
Exons: 3
Coding region: 2331-4169 (612 amino acids)
Biological process (GO): homophilic cell-cell adhesion
Cellular component (GO): plasma membrane
Molecular function (GO): calcium ion binding
Source: RefSeq, a predicted model, not a curated record
CAAGCUGAGCUGCCGCUGAGCUGCCAACAGGUGGCAGGAAGGCUCAGCUAAAAAAAUAAAAAUAAUAAAUUAAUUAGAUAGUGUGACCUUGUAAGGGCAUAUUUUGGGUAACUCCUACUGAACAUAAAUGCUAAAGAUGGCUAAAUGCUAAGAUAGCCAUUUAUAUUUUUAUGUUUUCAGUAUACCAUCAUUCUCAAUGCAUAUUUUCUAUAAAUACAGAAUUUACAAAAAUGUCAAUACAUUAAAUUGCAGUUUGUACGUUUCUUGAAAGAAUAUGAUGGUCUUUUUUAAAAACCAGGCCAAUUACAAAUGUUUAAUAAAUAUUUGCUGAAGGUUAUUAACAUCCCUAUAAUGAAUUUGAAAAUGACUUUCAAGGGAUACAGAAAUGUUAGUAUUCUCUUUAUACUAUAGUACCCUUGUCAAUAAGUGAAGUUAUUAUAUAUCACUAUUUUCCUUUUCUUCCAGAUAUAAAAUACCCUCCUCCACUCACCCUAAACUAUUAUAGAAUAUAAAAUGCUUGCGAGUAUAUUUUCAUCUCUUUAUCUUGUCCAAACUUUUUGUCAAAGAUACAAAGGUAUUGUUUAAAAUCCAAAUUUUAUUUUUCAAGUUCCUCUUCCUAGUUUCUCAAGGUUUUAUAUGUGUGAUACCUGCCAAGAUCUAAGUAAAUUACUAGUGCCAGGUUAUUAGAUGAUGUCAAAUUUUCUCUUCUUGUUCUGUGUCUGUAUCAUUUAGCUUUAUUAACCAUAAGUCAUUUACUUUUAUAAUUUAAGAAAUAUUUGGUUUUAUUUGUAUUGGUUAUAUUUGUUGUAGUAGUUUAUGAAAGACUGCUUUGAUUCCCAUAAAAGUCAAGCAAUUUAUACUAAAGUGACAAUUCAGUAAAUAUUUUAUUUUUAUCCUUAAUUAAAAUGGAAGUGGGCUUAACUAAAUUAUAUUUGGCUAUGUUUUAUGUCCAAAUUAGUGAGCUGUCAUGGCCCUUUUGUCAUGGAUGAUUAACAAUUGGUUCAAUGAGUGUAGGGAACACUUACUGUUUUGUAUUCCCAGAUUUUUACCAUCUCCUCCUUGGAAUAAUAGCAUUCUUCUUAUAAGGAAACUGCAUGUUCUGUUAUUCUGACUCCAACCACAUGACUUUUGUUGGUGCAGUGGUGUUUUUCAAACCCUAUGUUCAUAGUCCCAGAAAAUGUACACUUGGAUGGGUCUCUGUCCAAUGCUGAUAGGUCAAAACCCUUCCCAAGAAAGUAUAUCUUUGAGUUAAUUGACUUUAUUGCCCUUUUCAUGUUUGUAGAAAGACAUUGCCUGACUUUGGAGCUUAUAUUGACUUCUAAUAAAACAAAUGACUGGGGUGACCAGUUAGCUCAGUUGGUUAGAGCAUGGGGCUGAUAACACCAAGGAUUUUCAGUUUGAUCCCCACAUGGGUCACGGUGAGCUGUGUCCUUCUUAAAAGGAUCAACUAUGCCAUCGCACCAUGAAAGCAAUGUGCAACCAAUGACCAUGGCUGUUCCCCAAUAAAAUUUUUUUUAAAUGGCCAUUUCCUCUCAAUUUUAUCUGUCUAUGCACACAGUGAAUUUAUGAAGGAAAAAAAUCUCCAAAGGCUAUAUGUAGCCAAGAGGCUGUCAAGAAAUCACUUUUUUUUCCCAGGAGUUACAGGCCCAUUUCAAUUUGCUUGGGAGUAGAAACUGUAUUUUAAAAUUGAUAACUUCUAACAUAAUAGAACAAAUUAGUAUUUUUGUAAUAGAAUGUAAGCUCCUCAAGAGCAAGAAUUUUUGUGUUUAACUUACCGUUUUAUCUCCAAAAUCUAGACAUUUUUCUGCAAGAGAAAUACUUAUUAAAUGACUAAAUGGAGUUGUCUCCAGCCGUUUUGCAUACUGAACUUGUCCCUUUGUAAAGAAGAUGAAUAUAGAUAUAGAUAAAUAGGUAUUACUUUGCUCUUACAACUACUGUUAGCUACCUGGACACGACUUCAUAAAAGAUGAAGGGGAAAGAAGUUUAUGACACUUUAUGACCCAAAAGGCAUUCAGUGCGUUUUCGCUAUUAUAUUAUGCUUUGAAAUGAAAACUACUUGAAGUUGUAAAGCAGAACGCUUGGUGGCGCUGCAGGAUAACAGUGAAAAAAUGUCUCAGCGACUCCAAGACUCCACAAAGCUGAGCAGUCUCUGGCAGGCUCGCAAAGGAAACAUUUUACACAACUGGGGAUAGAAGGUUUCAGAGAGGCAGCUAUCCCCAUGUUAGUCAGUGUUAAGAACUAACCCAAGAUUAUUAAACCAAGAUUACAGAGUUGGCUACAAAGCAAUUAUUUUGUGGUUUAAUACUGGAUCUUUUGGACCCAGAGGAAGGAUGGAGAUGCAGCUACCCAAAGAGCUCCAGAAAAGGCAAGUGACCGCCAUUAUUAUUCUAUUACUAUUGUGGGAGGCGGGCGGUGAGACCAUUAAGUAUUCUGUUCUAGAAGAGAGGGACAGUGGCUCUUUUGUGGCCAACCUAGCAAAAGAUCUGGGGCUUGACUUAGGGGAGCUGGCCGCGCGGGGCGCCCGGAUUCUUUCCAAAGGGAACAAACAGCAUUUGCAGCUGGAUCAGAAGAGUGGGGAUUUGCUCCUAAAAGGAAAAUUGGACCGGGAAGAAUUGUGCGGUUCCAUGGAUCCAUGUAUACUGCAUUUUCAGGUGUUACUGAAAAACCCGGUGCAGUUUAUUCAAGGUGAACUACAACUCCGAGAUGUAAAUGACCAUGCCCCAGAAUUCUUGGAAAAGGAAAUCCUCCUAAGGAUCUCGGAAAGCAGCCACGUGGGGACUGCAUUUCCUUUGAAAAUAGCUCAGGAUUUAGACGUGGGCAGCAACACAGUUCAGAACUACACAAUUAGCACCAACUCCCAUUUUCACCUUUUCACUCGUAAUCACAGCGAUGGCAGGAAAUACCCGGAACUGGUGCUAGACAAAGCGCUGGAUCGUGAGGAGCAACCAGAGCUCAGGUUAACCCUCAUGGCGCUGGAUGGCGGGUCACCGCCCAGGACUGGGACAUCUCAGGUUCUCAUCAUAGUCCUGGACAUAAAUGACAAUGCCCCUGAAUUUGCUCAGCUGCUCUAUGAGGUGCAGGUCUCAGAAAAUAGCCCCAUAGGCUCCCUUAUCAUCGCUGUCUCCGCUAGAGAUUUAGAUGCUGGGACCCACGGAGAGCUCUCCUACUCAUUUUUCCAAUCCUCAAAUCAAAUCAUUCAGGUGUUUGAAAUAAACGCAGUCACGGGAGAAAUUCGAUUAAAAAGAAUGCUGGAUUUUGAGGAAAUUCGAUCUUAUCGUAUGGAAAUUGAGGCCUCAGACGGUGGGGGUCUUUCAGGAAAAUGCACUGUAGCCAUAGAAGUGAUGGAUAUAAACGACAACGCCCCGGAACUGACCAUGUCAUUACUCAUCAGUGAUAUCCAAGAAAACACCCCUGACUCUGUGGUAGCUGUUUUUGAAAUUUCAGAUCCAGACUCUGGAGACAAUGGUAAAAUGAUGUGUACCAUCCAAGACCAUCUCCCCUUCCUUCUGAAACUUACCGUAGAAAAUUUCUACACCUUGCUAACAGAAGGAGCAUUGGACAGAGAGAGCCAGGCAGAGUACAACAUCACCAUCACCGUCACCGACUUGGGGACCCCCAGGCUGAAAACCCAGCACAACAUAACCGUGCUGGUCUCCGAUGUCAACGACAACGCCCCGGCCUUCACCCAAACCUCCUACACCCUGUUCGUCCGCGAGAACAACAGCCCCGCCCUGCACAUCGGCAGCGUCAGCGCCACAGACACAGACGCGGGCGCCAACGCCCAGCCCUACCUGCCGCUGCCCGAAGCGGCGGCCGACCCGGCGCGGGCCGACGCGCUCACGGUCUACCUGGUCAUCGCGCUGGCGUCGGUGUCGUCGCUCUUCCUGUUCUCGGUGCUGGCGUUCAUCGCGGUGCGGCUGUGCAGGAGGGGCAGGGCCGCCUCGCUGGGUGGCUGCUCGGUGCCCGAGGGCCACUUUCCGGGCCACCUGGUGGAUGUCAGAGGCAGCGGGUGCCUGUCGCAGAGCUACCAGUACGAGGUGUGUCUGAGUGGAGGCUCAGGGACCACAAGCGAGUUCAAGUUCCUGAAGUCUAUUGCCUCCAACCCUCAAGAGUCUGUGAAUGAUGUGGAGGAAAACUCAAAUUUUGUAAGUGGUUUUGAGUUCAAUUAG